AUGAUGAAGCACUGUUGUUACAUGAGUUCAGAUAAUGAAUUCGGAACAAGUAGUGAAGAUGAAGUCGUCGAGCUCGUCGUGAGGUAUGUGGUAGAGCAAAAUAUAGGAAAUUGUAUUCCGAAGCAACCUUAUAGGACCGACUCAUUAACUGGUAAACAAUAUGUGUAUAACAUACUAAAUGGGAAUGUGAAUCGGUGCCCAGAAAUACUUCGUUUAGAAGUUGAUGUAUUGUACGACUUGUGUGAUAUAUUGAGAUACCGGGUUUUUUUACGUGAUACUCGUAAUGUUGCUGUUGAAGAACAAGUUUGUAUUUUAUUGUAUACAAUAGGGCACAAUGAAUGUAACAGGUUGGUCGCAGAUCGGUUCCAGCAUUCUAACGAGACCAUAUCUCGUCAUUUCAAGACAGUUUUAAAAGCCAUAUGCAGAUUUUCAAAAGAAGUCAUCAGAUCUCCAAAUUUUGAUGUUAUCCAUCCUUAUAUUAUGAGUAGGCGUGAUAAGUAUUACCCUUGGUUUAAGGAUUGUGUUGGCGCGAUCGAUGGAACUCAUAUUAGUGCUUCAGUUCCAAGUGGUGCAUCACAAAUACCAUAUCGAGGCAGGAAUACCUUGCCCACUCAAAAUGUGAUGUGUGUUUGCGAUUUUGAUAUGUGUUUCACUUAUGUUUUAGCUGGUUGGGAAGGCACAGCCAAUGAUGCAAGAAUAUUUAUGGAAGCUGUCAGCGAUCCGCAGUCAAAGUUCCCGCAUCCCCCUACAGGAAAAUAUUAUGUAGUUGACUCGGGAUAUUCAAAUAUGCUGGGAUACUUAGCUCCAUAUAGAGGACAACGGUACCAUCUCAAUGAUUAUCCCGGAACCAGGUUACCUCUUAGUGCGAGGGAGAAAUUUAACCAUUCACACUCGUCAUUGCGUAAUAUAAUUGAACGGUGUUUUGGAGUACUGAAAGCUCGUUUUCCUAUUUUGAAGAUGAUGCCAUCGUAUAGCUUGCGAAAGCAAAGAAAUAUUGUUAUAGCAUCAUGUGCAAUACAUAAUUUUAUCAGAAGACACGCCAUGGAAGACGAUUUAUUUUUAGAGUAUGAAAUUGAUGACAUGAUUGUUCCUGGUGAAGGGCCGAGUGAUCCUUCUGAAACUACAACUUAUGCCAAUUUAUCUGCUAGUGAAUCUCAAAAAAGAAGACAUGAAAUGUAUUCUUAUCGAGAUGGGAUUCGAACGGGCAUGUCCUUGCAUUACCGCCUGCCUAUGUGA
This is a messenger RNA of Papaver somniferum (opium poppy), 1236 nucleotides long. RefSeq lists its product as uncharacterized. The record is from RefSeq and is a predicted model, not a curated record. Lineage: Eukaryota; Viridiplantae; Streptophyta; Magnoliopsida; Ranunculales; Papaveraceae. Bases 1 to 1236 code for a protein of 411 amino acids. The transcript has 4 exons.